Molecule: messenger RNA, 1533 nt
Organism: Penicillium angulare
Lineage: Eukaryota; Fungi; Ascomycota; Eurotiomycetes; Eurotiales; Aspergillaceae
Product: putative NAD+ kinase
Exons: 4
Coding region: 1-1533 (510 amino acids)
Biological process (GO): NADP+ biosynthetic process; NAD+ metabolic process
Molecular function (GO): NAD+ kinase activity
Source: RefSeq, a predicted model, not a curated record
AUGGAUCACGAUGCCCGAGAUAUAUCCUCGGCCGCUGUGGAUGAAAGUCAUCAUGAUGGAGCGGCCAGCGACAAUGAGGCGCGAAACAAGCUAGAGGUCGUCUUCUAUCCCGAUUCCAACCACCGCCGCAAAUCCUCACUAGUGACAAUGGAAAAGCCUCGAUUGAAACCUCAUCACGAUCCGCAAGACAGAACAACAGCAUGUUAUGUACACUCCCUUAUUGCGGGCGAAUGGGCUUCACCCAUAAAGACAGAUGUUGAUACAGGAGACAUGGUUGCCCCCAUUCGUGAGGAUGAGGCAACCGUCGACCCAAAACUCCUGGGCGAGGAUAAUAUUGUGUCCGUGAUGGAUGGCGAUAACAAAACCAUUAAACUGGAACCCACAGUACUACAAUCACGCCAUUUGACGAAGCGACAAUUGUCUGAUAUGGCCUGGAACGUACGAAAACUCUCGAAGAAGCUCGGGAGCAUCAAGCUCAAACUGACAGUUCAAAAUGUCUUCAUUGUUAGCAAGACACAUGAUGAGUCCCUCGUGAGCUUGACAAGGAGGGUUACUCGCUGGUUACUUUCCAAGGAUCGCGACGCACCAUAUAACGUCUACGUGGAGCGUCGUAUGGAAACACAUCCAGACUUCGGUGCGCUGCAACUACUGCAGGAUGAGCCCUCCGCCAAGGGUCGAUUGAAGUACUGGGACCCGAAGCUCGCGCAGGAGCAGCCACAUCUAUUUGAUUUUGUUAUUACUCUUGGUGGAGACGGAACUGUUCUCUACACUAGCUGGUUAUUCCAGCGUAUUGUGCCACCUGUCUUAUCAUUUGCGCUUGGGUCAUUAGGCUUCUUGACUAAUUUUGACUUUACGGAUCAUAAAAGGAUUCUUGAAAAUGCUUUUAGGGACGGUGUUGUCGUGAGUCUUCGAUUACGAUUUGAAUGCACUAUCAUGAGAAGCAAGGCGAGGUUAAAAGACCCGCAUUCUCGAACAUUAACAGACCGCGACCUGGUAGAGGAGUUGAUUGGAGAGGAAGGAGAGGAUACAUUGACACAUACUCCGGAUCGCGUGUAUGAGAUUCUGAACGAUGUGGUUCUGGAUCGUGGACCAAACCCAACCAUGUCUCAAAUCGAGCUGUUUGGCGAUGAUGAGCAUUUCACCACAUUACUUGCCGACGGAAUAUGUAUUGCUACCCCAACAGGAUCAACAGCGUACAACCUCGCUGCAGGGGGAUCACUCUCUCAUCCCGAAAACCCGGUUAUAUUGGUAACCGCCAUUUGCGCUCACACUCUUUCAUUCCGCCCAAUUAUUCUUCCCGACACAAUUGUAUUGCGCAUGGGUGUUCCAUACGAUGCCCGAACCAGUUCUUGGGCCAGUUUUGAUGGGCGAGAACGCGUGGAGUUACACCCAGGAGACUAUGUCACUGUCUCAGCGUCGCGAUACCCCUUUGCAAAUGUUUUACCGCAGGACGGACGCGGGGAAGAUUGGGUGCAUAGUAUUUCUAAAACAUUGAAUUGGAAUUCUCGCACAAAGCAGAAGAGUUUCAAAUGA